This is a messenger RNA of Marasmius oreades (fairy-ring Marasmius), 993 nucleotides long. RefSeq lists its product as uncharacterized. Bases 1 to 993 code for a protein of 330 amino acids. The transcript is spliced from 2 exons. Lineage: Eukaryota; Fungi; Basidiomycota; Agaricomycetes; Agaricales; Marasmiaceae. The record is from RefSeq and is a predicted model, not a curated record.
AUGCAACAAAAAUCGAGAUAUCAUGUUUACGGCUCCUCCUCCUCAAUCCCGUCAGCUUCCCUAUGCCAAACCUUCGCACAUAAAAAACUCAGGACAAACUUGGAUGACAGGAACAAAAGCCUGGGUCCGCAAGAAGGAAACUUUCGGCUCGGUGAAGAGCCAUCUGGGAAAUACGAGGGUUCAAUGGAUCCAGAGGAAUUAUCACGGAGAUUUCUUUCUAAUGCUAGUACAGUCCAGCCUCGUUUCGGUGGCGGAGUCGAGGGAGGGUUCGGGGGUGCGUGUUCAGGGAAGGAGACGGGCAUCAGUCAUGGCUCAUAUAAAGAGUACGCGACGUAUUCUGCAAUGAUCGACGCUAUCGAGCUCGCUUGCGUGGAAUUAAACCUCCGGCUUUCCAAAACUGCCUCCUCUAAAGCUUCCUCAGUCGACUGGUCUCAAGACAUUUAUCCCAUAGCACACCACGAUUUAGUCGUCGAUGAUCACGAAUCUUUUUUCCACUUGUUAUGUUGGGUGGCUUUGAAAGACGCAGGGCACGGACUCACGGAUAGAGAGGCUACUGAGACACUGGGGGAGAUCUAUGACCAGGCUCGAUAUACACAGGGCAGGAGAGUACUAGGCGGCAUAGGUAAAAGGCGUGCAAUGCUGUCAAGGGCAAUGGAAUUAGAGGGUAAAUUCGCUCCCGGUCCUCUUAGAGAUCUCAUCGUUACGCUUGAGAAUACCCUUCUCGUCCGGUACGACCGUGCCCCGACCGAAGAGGAAGUCUGCCAGUACGAAGAGUUCGUGCGCUCUGGGGCCGAAUCCUACCCACGUACUCAGGAAGGUCGUAUGCUUGCGAAAACUGAAGAGUAUUUUCAAAAGCAAAAGGAUCUUUGUGAUUCGAGUUGGAUGCUCCAAAAAUUUCGCGACGCUGGCGAUUCUUUACUCAAACAACCUUCCCCGUCCUUCGGGAAAGAGAAGAUUAGAUCCGCAGAACACUUUAAAGGACAAGUGACAUGA